Messenger RNA from Cynocephalus volans (Philippine flying lemur), 1422 nucleotides. RefSeq names its product gamma-aminobutyric acid type A receptor subunit beta3 (gene GABRB3). Gene Ontology annotation, molecular function: neurotransmitter receptor activity; chloride channel activity; extracellular ligand-gated monoatomic ion channel activity. Bases 1 to 1422 code for a protein of 473 amino acids. The record is from RefSeq and is a predicted model, not a curated record. The transcript is spliced from 9 exons. Gene Ontology annotation, biological process: chloride transmembrane transport; chemical synaptic transmission; nervous system process. NCBI's taxonomy places the organism in Eukaryota, Metazoa, Chordata, Mammalia, Dermoptera, Cynocephalidae. Gene Ontology annotation, cellular component: GABA-A receptor complex; plasma membrane; synapse.
AUGUGCCCCGGGCUCCUCGCCCUCCUGCUGCCAAUCUGCCUCUCCUGGACCCUGGGGACCCGAGGCUCUGAGCCUCGCAGCGUGAACGAUCCCGGGAACAUGUCCUUUGUGAAGGAGACGGUGGACAAGCUGUUGAAAGGCUACGACAUCCGCCUGAGACCCGACUUCGGGGGUCCCCCUGUCUGCGUGGGGAUGAACAUCGACAUCGCCAGCAUCGACAUGGUUUCCGAAGUCAACAUGGAUUAUACCUUAACCAUGUAUUUUCAACAAUAUUGGAGAGAUAAAAGGCUCGCGUAUUCUGGGAUCCCUCUCAACCUCACACUUGACAAUCGUGUGGCUGACCAGCUUUGGGUGCCCGACACAUAUUUCUUGAAUGACAAAAAAUCAUUUGUGCAUGGAGUGACAGUGAAAAACCGCAUGAUCCGCCUUCACCCUGAUGGGACGGUGCUGUACGGGCUCAGAAUCACCACGACAGCGGCAUGCAUGAUGGACCUGCGAAGAUACCCGCUGGAUGAACAGAACUGCACUCUGGAAAUCGAAAGCUAUGGCUACACCACGGAUGACAUUGAAUUUUACUGGCGUGGUGGGGACAAAGCUGUCACUGGAGUGGAAAAGAUUGAGCUGCCACAGUUCUCCAUUGUGGAGCAUCGUCUGGUCUCGAGGAAUGUUGUCUUCGCCACAGGUGCCUAUCCCCGACUCUCGUUGAGCUUUCGGUUGAAGAGAAACAUCGGAUACUUCAUUCUUCAGACUUACAUGCCCUCUAUACUGAUUACCAUUCUCUCCUGGGUGUCCUUCUGGAUCAAUUACGAUGCAUCUGCUGCUAGAGUUGCCCUCGGGAUCACAACUGUGCUGACAAUGACGACCAUCAACACCCACCUUCGGGAGACUUUGCCCAAAAUACCCUAUGUCAAAGCCAUCGACAUGUACCUGAUGGGCUGCUUUGUCUUUGUGUUCCUGGCGCUUCUGGAGUAUGCCUUUGUCAACUACAUUUUCUUUGGAAGAGGCCCUCAGAGACAGAAGAAGCUUGCAGAAAAGACAGCCAAGGCGAAGAGCGACCGGUCAAAGAGCGAAAGCAGCCGGGUGGAUGCUCAUGGAAACAUUCUGUUAACGUCGCUGGAAGUUCACAAUGAAAUGAAUGAGGUCGCAGGUGGCGUUGGAGAUACCAGGAAUUCAGCAAUAUCCUUUGACAACUCAGGAAUCCAGUACAGGAAACAGAGCAUGCCUCGGGAAGGGCAUGGGCGAUUCACAGGGGACAGGAACAUCCCGCACAAGAAGACCCAUCUACGGAGGAGGUCUUCGCAGCUCAAAAUCAAAAUCCCUGAUCUAACCGAUGUGAAUGCCAUAGACAGAUGGUCCAGGAUCGUGUUUCCAUUCACUUUUUCUCUUUUCAACUUAGUUUACUGGCUGUACUAUGUUAACUGA